AUGGCGCGCUGCGAGCGGCUGUGCGGCGCGGCCCUGCGCGACGUGCUGGGCCGGGCGCAGGGGGUCCUGUUCGACUGCGACGGGGUGCUGUGGAACGGCGAGCGCGUGGUGCCGGGCGCCCCGGAGCUGGUGGAGCGGCUGGCGCGGGCCGGCAAGGCGGCGCUGUUCGUGAGCAACAACAGCCGGCGCGCGCGGCCCGAGCUGGCCCUCCGCUUCGCGCGCCUGGGCUUCGGCGGGCUGCGCGCCGAGCAGCUCUUCAGCUCCGCGCUGUGCGCCGCGCGCCUGCUGCGCCAGCGCCUGGACGCGCCGGGCCCCGUGUUCGUGCUGGGCGGCGAGGGGCUGCGCGCCGAGCUGCGCGCCGCGGGGCUGCGCCUGGCCGGGGACCCCGGCGAGGACCCGGGCGCGGCCCCGCGCGUGCGCGCCGUGCUCGUGGGCUACGACGAGCACUUCUCCUUCGCCAAGCUGAGCGAGGCGUGCGCGCACCUGCGCGACCCCGACUGCCUGCUGGUGGCCACCGACCGCGACCCCUGGCACCCGCUCAGCGACGGCAGCCGGACUCCCGGCACGGGGAGCCUGGCCGCCGCGGUGGAGACGGCCUCGGGACGCCAGGCCCUGGUGGUGGGCAAGCCCAGCCCCUACAUGUUCGAGUGCAUCACGGAGCACUUCAGCCUGGACCCCGCCCGCAUGCUCAUGGUGGGCGACCGCCUGGAGACCGACAUCCUCUUCGGCCACCGCUGCGGCAUGACCACCGUGCUCACGCUCACCGGCGUGUCGCGCCUGGAGGAGGCCCAGGCCUACCUGGCGGCCAGCCAGCACGACCUGGUGCCCCAUUACUACGUGGAGAGCAUCGCAGACUUAACGGAGGGGCUGGAGGACUGA
Pipistrellus nathusii (Nathusius's pipistrelle) is the source of this 879-nucleotide messenger RNA. Lineage: Eukaryota; Metazoa; Chordata; Mammalia; Chiroptera; Vespertilionidae. The record is from the annotation of a GenBank genome assembly.